Molecule: messenger RNA, 1927 nt
Organism: Rotaria sordida
Lineage: Eukaryota; Metazoa; Rotifera; Eurotatoria; Philodinida; Philodinidae
Source: the annotation of a GenBank genome assembly
AUGUCUCGCGAUUCGAUGAAAAAAAUGACACGUUCAAAUAGUGACGAUGAUGUUCGUCUCCGUCCAAUGGCUACAUUAAUUCAUUCAAAACCAACAUCUCAUGGUGCCGGUGAAAUGAGUUUUGGUGCACGAGAUGAUGGUUCAUCGAUGUCAUCAUCAAAUGAAUAUGUUGCAUUAUCAUCAUAUCCAAAUACUUCAUCAGCUGCAGCAGGUACAACAAGAGGAUAUUUAUCGGAUCGACAACAUGUUACAGCAGUGUCAGAACAACAACCAACUAUUGCUCAUACAUAUGAAUUAUCAUUACCAAUAAAACUUCUUUCAGGAGAAGAUGAUGUAAAAUUAAGAGAAGAUAUAACUUAUCGUACAAAUAAUCGAUCGGUACCAUAUCGUGGUGAAUUAAUUGUAACAAAAUAUCGUUUAAUGUUUGUUACAAAAUCACCAGAUCCUAUUCAAGUACUUGUUGAUGUACCAUUAGGUAUGAUAAGUCAGAUAGAAAAAAUUGGUGGACAAACAAGAAGUAAUAUAAGUGAUGGUGCUGCAUAUGGAAUUGAAAUAAAUUGCAAAGAUUUACGUCAUUUCUUUUUUGGUAAUGCAAAAGAACAAAAUCAACGACGAAAUUUACUUGAUCAUUUAACACGUCUUGUUUUUCCAUUUUCCAUUAGUAAAGCAGAUAUUACAAAUCCUAUUCAAUUUUUUAAUUCAUUCUUUGCUAUGGAUUAUAAGAAAAAAAUUUGUUCAAAUACAAUUGAUGAUGGUUGGCUAUUGUAUAAUAAAAUGAAAGAUUAUACAAGAAUGGGUAUUCAACAAAAUUCUGAUCCACAUUGGACAAUAAAUGCUGAAAUAAAUAAAAAUUAUGCAUUAUGCGAUACAUAUCCAGAUAUAGUUGUUCUUCCGUCCAGUUUUGAUACAUCAAGAUUACAACGUGUUGCUGAUUUUCGUAGUCGAAAUCGUAUUCCAGUUCUUAGUUGGUAUUCUCGUGAAACUUAUGCAACUAUAACACGAUCAAGUCAACCAUUAACUGGUUUAGCUAAUCGAACAUGUGAUGAUGAUAUUGAAUUAUUACGUAAAAUAGCUGAUGCUAAUGUAAAUCAAGGUUUUAAAUUAGUUAUACUUGAUGCACGUCCAAAAGUUAAUGCAAUGGCAAAUAUGGCAAAUGGUGGUGGUUAUGAAGAUUAUCCAAAUUGUGAACUUGAAUUUCAUAAUAUACAAAAUAUUCAUGUUAUGAGAGAAAGCUUAAGAAAAUUACAUGCUGCUGUACGUAAUGCAGCACAUGAAGAUAAAACAUGGUUUAGUGAUUUAGAAAAUUCUAAUUGGUUAUUUCAUAUUCGAGCUAUUUUAACAGCUGCUAUUCGAUUAGUAUCAUUAGUUCAUAAUGAAAAACGUUCAGUAUUAGUUCAUUGUUCAGAUGGAUGGGAUCGAACAGCACAAUUAACUUCAUUAGCAAUGUUAAUGCUUGAUGCACAUUAUAGAACAUUAAAUGGUUAUAUGAUUUUAAUAGAAAAAGAAUGGAUUAGUUUUGGUCAUAAAUUUUUUUUACGUAUUGGUCAUGGAGAUAAAAGUGAUUCAGAACGAUCACCAGUUUUUCUUCAAUUUCUUGAUUGUACAUUUCAAUUAUUACAACAGUUUCCAUCUGCAUUUGAAUUUAAUGAAAAAUUAUUAAUAACAAUAGCUGAUAAUCUAUAUUCAUGUCAAUAUGGUACAUUUUUACUUAAUUCUGAUAAAUUACGUACUGAUAUGAAAGUAUCUGAAUAUACAAUGUCAGCAUGGACACCUAUAUUACGUGAACGUUCAUUAUAUUUAAAUCCAUUUUAUACAGACAAAUCUGAUAAAGUUUUAAUACCAAAUAAUUCAUCACGUCAUAUUAAAUUAUGGAAAAAUUAUUAUUGUCGUUAUAUGCCUGGUUAUCGUUCGACAUUGGUAAAAAUAC